Messenger RNA from Cryptomeria japonica (Japanese cedar), 1175 nucleotides. Its product is annotated as calmodulin-like protein 3. The record is from RefSeq and is a predicted model, not a curated record. Bases 161 to 952 code for a protein of 263 amino acids. The transcript has a single exon. Lineage: Eukaryota; Viridiplantae; Streptophyta; Pinopsida; Cupressales; Cupressaceae. Gene Ontology annotation, molecular function: calcium ion binding; enzyme regulator activity.
AAGGCUUAGAAGUAGUUGAUAGUAGUGGAGAAAGAUAGUUCUUUAAGUUUGCAAAAUAGAGGAAUGCCAAGGCUUAGAAGUAGUCGAUAGUAGUGGAGAAAGAUAGUUCUUUAAGUUAGCAAAAUAGGAAGAAACAUAUUUCGUUAGGAAUAUAUCAAAUAUGUCUUCAAUCUUGGAUGUUGAUUACUCUAUCAUUGAGGGAAAUUGGUAUUAUGGUUGUCUCUUCAGUCCUAAGAAAAGCACUAACACUCAAACAGUUUUUAGUAGUGGUGUUAAUGACAAUGAGCAUAGUGACGUAGAUAGGAAAUAUCAUGACAUUGCUGAUGAUGAAAAUCCCAAGCAUCCCAUUGCAGGGAGUAAGAAACUGUUGAGAGAAGAAAGUGGUAAUAGUAGGAGUCCAUGUUUUGAGUCAAGUGAUUCCAGUUCACCUAAAAUCUUCAUGGAAGAUGCAGAAGAGGAGGAUGAGUGUCUUGCAAGUAUGUUUAGAGCAUUGGAUGAAGAUGGUGACGGAAAACUUAGUUCAGAUGAGAUAGUGAGGUUUUUGGAGAGAUUAAGUCUUGAAAUGCCCAAAGAGGAGGUGGAAUUAGCUGUGAGAUCAGUGUCUGCAUGUGGUGAUGAGUUCCUCACUACCAUGGAGUUUGGUGAGUUUUAUAGAAUUGUAUUUUCAAAUGAGGAAGAAGUUGAUAUUGUGAAAGAUGAGGAGAAGGCAAUUUGUGAGGCAUUUAAUGUUUUUGAUCAGAAUGGAGAUGGGUUUAUCAGUGCAAUGGAGUUGGCUGAUGUUCUCUCCAGAUUAGGAUUUGUGGAGGGGAAGGAUGUGAGUUGCUGUGAGAGCAUGAUUGAGAGCGUGGAUUAUAAUGGAGAUGGGUUUGUGGAUAUUCAUGAGUUCAGGCAUUUAAUCACCAGAACUUCUUCUGCUUCUCAUCCCUGUCUUCAAUGUGUUGCUGCAGUCUAAUGGCUUUAUGGCUACCAUAAAUAUAUUCCAAUUGUAGAGUUAAUUUUAUGGCUACUAUACAUAUUGUAAGAGUUAAACAGUUGUAUGUAGUUCACUGCAAAUGAUGUUGUUAAAUUCACUGCAGUGCUGCGAAUGAUGUAAGAGAGAAUUCUGUAAUUUGUCAGCAAGCGAGCAGGUGUGUGUCUUUUCAGUAUUGAAUAUAUCGCUUUCCAUUUUUGUUCUA